AUGUCUACCACCCGCAUCGCAGUUGUCACAGGUGCCUCUCGGGGAAUCGGAGAGGCCGUCGCCUUGCGUCUUGCAGACGAUGGAUUUGACGUUGCCGUGAACGACAUUCCUGCAAUGGCAGAAUCGCUCAAGGCGCUUGCCGAGAAGAUACGGCAGAAGGGCAGACGCUCUCUCGCCGUGACUGGGGAUGUAUCGAAUGAGAACGACGUGAAGACCGUGGUUGACAAGGUCGUAGAGACACUUGGCGGACUGGACGUUAUGGUCGCAAACGCAGGCAUCGCCCUGGCGAAGCCUGUCGUCGAGACUUCUGUCGAAGAAUAUGAUCGCAUUAUGUCUGUCAACGUCAAGGGUGUCUUCCUGUGCUUCAAGUAUGCUGCUCUCCAGAUGAUCAAACAAGGACGAGGUGGAAGAAUCAUAGGCGCUUGUUCCACGGCCGGUAGGAGGGGAAUGACCAAUAUUUCUGUAUACGCCGCAUCAAAAUUCGCAGUGCGGGGACUUACUCAAACUUGUGCGCUCGAAUGGGCGAAGCACAACAUAACUGUCAACAGCUAUGCUCCUGGGAUAAUUAACACGCCGCUCGUGACGGAGUCGAAUGAGGUUGCGAGGGAGAAAAAUUCAACCACGGUCGUCGACACGCUUGGUCUCGGGAAGGAUACUCCAAGCGCAGAGCCCUCUGUCAUCGGAGAACUGGUCUCCUACCUCGUGAAACCAGAGUCUCAGUUCGUCAGCGGCCAAUGCAUAAACAUCAACGGAGGCGUUUUCUUUGACUGA
Sparassis crispa is the source of this 771-nucleotide messenger RNA. Its product is annotated as Versicolorin reductase. NCBI's taxonomy places the organism in Eukaryota, Fungi, Basidiomycota, Agaricomycetes, Polyporales, Sparassidaceae. The transcript has 9 exons. The record is from RefSeq and is a predicted model, not a curated record. Bases 1 to 771 code for a protein of 256 amino acids.